Messenger RNA from Lodderomyces pseudojiufengensis, 276 nucleotides. RefSeq lists its product as uncharacterized. Bases 1 to 276 code for a protein of 91 amino acids. The transcript is spliced from 2 exons. The record is from RefSeq and is a predicted model, not a curated record. Lineage: Eukaryota; Fungi; Ascomycota; Pichiomycetes; Serinales; Debaryomycetaceae. Gene Ontology annotation, molecular function: nucleic acid binding.
AUGGAAAUUGACGUGAAUCCAAUAGAAGAUUAUGAUACUACAGAUUCAAUGAGACUCAAUCUCUUUCAACAGUUAUUAAAAGCAGAAGGAAUUAUCCACAUCCUAUUCCGCUCCACGACUAAAAGAACUUCAACCGUCGAAAGAUUUCAUCGAACUAUUGGAGAUAAAUUAAGAUGUUGUUACAGCCACACCAAUCAUUUACCAAUGAAAUCGACAUUAGAUGAGGUUAUGGAUUAUGAUAAACUACAAUGGUACUUACCUAUCACAGUAGUAUAA